Erigeron canadensis is the source of this 1220-nucleotide messenger RNA. RefSeq names its product protein CDI-like. The record is from RefSeq and is a predicted model, not a curated record. Lineage: Eukaryota; Viridiplantae; Streptophyta; Magnoliopsida; Asterales; Asteraceae. The transcript has a single exon. Bases 263 to 1030 code for a protein of 255 amino acids.
UACAUUGACGCGUUUCUUGAUCCUUCAGCUUUUUUUCUCCGUUAUCGAUCUAAUCUUAGAUCUACAAUCUUUAUACAUCAUCAUCAUCUAUACAUACAUAUAUACAUUCAUAUUCUAUCACAUUACACUCUCAAAAUCCAAACUUUAUUGAUACCCAUUUCUUAUUUCCCAAUUUUAAUCAUACCCAUUUGAUUUUCUUGCAAGAACACUCUCAAUUUCACUAUCAAUUCACUUUCCUUACAUAUUUACAAAACUGCCAUCAAUGUCGCCGGAAUCUGAGAAAACCAACAACCAUGUUAACGUUGAUGAUACUAAGAAACCAUUCAGGAUCUACAUAGGUUAUGAUCCAAAAGAAGACGUGGCGUACGAGGUAUGCCGUUAUUCUAUCUUAAAAAGAUCUUCAAUCCCUGUAGAGAUAAUACCCAUUAAGCAAUCUGAACUUAGGGAGAAAAAGUAUUAUUGGCGUGAACGGAAUAACCUCGAAAGCACCGAGUUUUCGUUUACGAGAUUCUUGACACCAAUGCUGGCAGGGUAUGAAGGGUGGGCAAUGUUUGUAGAUUGUGAUUUUUUGUACUUAGGUGAUAUUAAGGAGCUAUUUGAUUUAGUUGAUGAUAAGUAUGCUGUAAUGUGUGUACAACAUGACUAUACACCGAAAGAAACCACGAAAAUGGAUGGUGUGGUUCAGACAGUGUACCCUAGGAAGAAUUGGUCUUCAAUGGUGUUGUACAAUUGUGGGCAUUUGAAAAACAAGGUUUUGACACCCGAGAUUGUGAAUACGGAGUCUGGCAAGUAUUUGCAUAGGUUUUCUUGGUUGGAUGAUGAUGAGAUUGGUUCGGUUCCUUUUGUUUGGAACUUUUUAGUUGGGCAUAACAGGGUUGUCGAAGGGGAUGUGAGUACGUAUCCGAAAGCUAUUCAUUAUACUCUAGGAGGGCCUUGGUUCGAGAGUUGGAAAGAUUGUGAGUUUGGUGAUUUGUGGUUGAAGGAAUUGGAAGAGUUUGAGAAGGUUAAAAAGGAUGGAAAAGUUGAGUGAGAUGUAAGAAUUUUUCAAUGUUGUUUCAUUGUUUUAGUGUAUUGCUAAUAUCAUAUGUGUAUGUGUUUUCGAUUAAAUGCCAAGUUUCAUGUAACUUUGGUAGCAACUAUGAUUCGUUGUGUAUGAUUUACGCUGUAAUAUUAAGUUGAAUUAAUGAUUGAUCUAUAUGAUAAUGUCGGUUUUUGUUUAA